Messenger RNA from Pocillopora meandrina, 1487 nucleotides. Lineage: Eukaryota; Metazoa; Cnidaria; Anthozoa; Scleractinia; Pocilloporidae. The record is from the annotation of a GenBank genome assembly.
CGCAACCCGCCAUUUUGUCUAAACAAUAUUUAUGAAGUGUUGUAUUUUGAAACAAUUUCUGACUUUUGUACCGCGAAGAAAAGCUGUUUUUCCUUUCAGAUGAACCAGGCAGAAAAAGGAGAAGAAGGAAAUAGAGAGGAGUGGAUGACAAAGUUAACAGACAUGCGAUUUCAGAGAGCAGACAUGAACCGUCUGAUCAUGGACUACCUUGUUACAGAGGGCUUCAAGGAGGCUGCCGAGAAAUUUAAAAUGGAAUCCGGCACGCAGCCUUGUGCUCCUCUGGAAAAUCUCGACGAAAGGAUUAAAAUAAGAGCCGCUGUCCAACGUGGAGACAUCGAAGAAGCAAUCGCUCUGACGAACAAGUUAAACCCGGAGAUACUCGACUGCAAACCGCAUCUGUAUUUUCAUCUUCAGCAACAACGCCUUAUCGAGUUAAUUCGUGAAAAAGACAUUGAAUCGGCUGUUGAUUUUGCCCAAAACCAGCUUGCUGAGCAGGGCGACGAAUCUCCCGAGUUCCUGGAAGAACUAGAGCGAACUAUGGCUUUGCUGGCGUUUGAUAACCCUGAGGAUUCACCAUAUGGUGAAUUGCUGUGUACUUCACAAAGACAAAAAGUUGCUAGUGAAUUGAAUGCUGCCAUUCUGGAAGCAGAACACAGAGAAACCUCACCCAAGUUGUCUAAUUUGUUAAAACUGUUGUUGUGGGCGCAAACAGAGUUGGACACCAAGAAAGCAAAGUUCCCCAAAAUGGUAGAUGUUGCAAACGGUACUUUUGAUGGUUCACUCUAAGACAAAAAAGCUUGAUGAAUAUUGAACGGUGAAAGGUAAUUCUUUGACUACUAAAGCCAAACUUCUUACAGAAAACAUCAGUCUUCCCAAAUCAAGGGAUGACCCAUUCUAGACUUAAGAGAGCACAGUUUUGGUGGAGCAUACAUGUAUUAUGUGUUGGCUCAACUAAUUUUCUGGGAAAGUGUGGUUUAACUCUAGUUACUUUUGAACAUGUGUACUCAAUAAAGAGCCAUACAAUACUCUUGUAACAGUUGUAGGGUUUUUUCAUGGUUUUGUUAGAAACAAAGGUAAGAUUUCUCAAGUUUACAAAACAUCUGCGAGUAUGAAACUAGUACAUACCAAACAAACAAUGCUUAAUUUUUUUAUUAGAAAUGAACAGAGCUUCCCUUUGUUGUCAGAAGCGAACAACACUUUAAGAGUUGUCAGAGGAACAUAUUUCUAUUCUGACCAUCAUCUUCAUGGUGUUAUUGGAAACAAACAUCGCUUUGGUGAUAAAGAUUUCUCAACUUUAUUGCUUAUUUAUAGUCAGAAAGUCUGUUCUUUCAAUUAUUUGUUUCUUUGGGCAACUUGACUUUUGUGUUUGGGUGACAUAACUAAAAUUUCAGGUGACAUGACUAAGGUUCCUCCCCACUUGACUUGGGGUGAGAUGACUUCCAGGCAACUUGACCAGUUGCCUAUGGGGAUUGUCAAUAAAUAAGCAC